Messenger RNA from Oncorhynchus masou masou (cherry salmon), 8964 nucleotides. Its product is annotated as short transient receptor potential channel 4-like. Bases 542 to 3322 code for a protein of 926 amino acids. Gene Ontology annotation, biological process: regulation of cytosolic calcium ion concentration; calcium ion transmembrane transport. The record is from RefSeq and is a predicted model, not a curated record. Gene Ontology annotation, molecular function: protein binding; inositol 1,4,5 trisphosphate binding; store-operated calcium channel activity. The transcript has 16 exons. Gene Ontology annotation, cellular component: plasma membrane; cation channel complex. Lineage: Eukaryota; Metazoa; Chordata; Actinopteri; Salmoniformes; Salmonidae.
CUGAGUCACGAGACGCUCCUGUAGUCUAUCAACCGAAGAGCGCGCGAAGCUGGAGGCAGCGAAGAGGAUGUGUGCGUCUCUUCAAACGGGCUUGAUUGCGUGUUUGCGAAUGUUUUGAACGAGGGUGGAUUUCUUACACUUUAAAACAUCCAAGAUCACACCUUCUACUGAAUUGAAUGCUUACGAGUCCCGAUAAUUCUGAUGGAAUUAUGUUGACAAUUCUGUAAUAUCAUUUAUUUUGCAAAUAUCUUUGAUCGCGACCAGAGAGGAAGACACUAUUAGCUUGCUCUAAUUAUAACGUUCUUACUUUAGGCUCCUUAUUCAGUAUAUGCUACUACUGUCAACUGGAAUACACAAAGGAACAAGGUGGAAUAGUUUUUCUUCGUCCUAUUUCUGUUCUGCAACCCACAGAAGACCUGCUGUUGUAGGCCUAUGUGUUUCAAGUAAUGGAAGAGAGGUGUUUCAUUUUUUGACAAUCAAAUGUCAUAGUCAAAACGUACAGGACUGAGAGGGUGAGUGAGAUUGCUUAGCAGUAGCAGCGAUGUCUCAACUGUACUACCGGAGGACAGACAACUCCUCCUACAGGGACCGGAUCCCUCUGAGGAUUGUCAGGGCCGAGUCUGAACUGUCUGGCCUGGAAAGGAACUACCUGGGAGCAGUGGAGAAAGGAGACUAUGCCUCAGUCAAACAGGCUCUAGAGGAGGCAGAGAUAUACUUCCGGAUCAACAUUAACUGUAUAGACCCUUUGGGCCGCACAGCUCUGCUGAUCGCUAUAGAGAAUGAGAACCUGGAGAUUAUAGAGCUGCUGCUCACCUAUAACGUGUAUGUCGGUGAUGCUCUCCUACACGCCAUCCGUAAAGAGGUGGUGGGGGCCGUGGAACUGCUGCUCAACCACAAGAAGCCCAGCGGGGAGAAACAGGUUCCUCCCAUCCUAUUGGAUAAGCAGUUCUCUGACUUCACUCCUGACAUCACACCCAUCAUCCUAGCAGCUCACACCAACAACUAUGAGAUCAUCAAACUGCUGGUGCAGAAGGGGGUGUCUGUGCCCCAGCCACAUGAGGUGCGCUGUAACUGCAUGGAGUGCGUGUCCAGCUCUGAUGUGGAUAGUCUUCGUCACUCCCGCUCACGUCUCAACAUCUACAAGGCCCUGGCCAGCCCGUCACUCCUGGCCCUCUCCAGUGAAGACCCUUUCCUCACAGCCUUCCAGCUUUCCUGGGAACUCCAGGAACUCAGCAAGGUGGAGAAUGAGUUUAUGUCGGAGUAUGAAGAGUUAUCUCAGCAGUGUAAACAGUUUGCCAAGGACCUGUUGGACCAAACCAGAAGUUCCAGAGAACUAGAGCUGAUCCUGAACUACAGAGAUGACAUCAACCCUCUACUGGAUGAGAACACCAACGAUCUGGCCAGACUCAAACUGGCUAUCAAAUACAGACAGAAAGAGUUUGUAGCCCAGCCUAACUGUCAGCAGCUGCUUGCGUCUCGUUGGUACGAUGAGUUCCCUGGGUGGAGGCGUCGUCACUGGGCAGGGAAGUUCCUAACCUGUGUCUUCAUCGGCCUCCUCUUCCCCCUCUUCUCCCUCUGCUACCUGGUCUCUCCUAAGAGCCACUAUGGACACUUCAUCAGGCAACCCUUCAUCAAGUUUAUCUGCCACACAACGUCGUAUCUCACCUUCCUGUUCCUACUGCUGCUGGCUUCCCAGCACAUCGUCUCUACAGACCCCAACAGACAGGGGCCGACUCCUACUGUGGUGGAAUGGAUGAUACUGCCCUGGGUACUGGGCUUCAUCUGGACAGAGAUUAAACAGAUGUGGGAUGGAGGGUUCCAGGACUACAUCCAUGACUGGUGGAACCUCAUGGACUUUGUUAUGAACUCUCUGUACCUGGCUACCAUUUCUCUGAAGAUCGUUGCCUAUGUCAAGUACAGUGGCUUCAGGGCCAGGAACGAAUGGCAGAUGUGGCAUCCUACCUUGGUAGCAGAGGCUGUGUUUGCCAUCGCUAACAUCUUCAGCUCCCUCCGCCUCAUCUCUCUGUUUACAGCUAACUCCCACCUGGGACCUCUACAGAUCUCUCUGGGAAGGAUGCUGCUGGACAUCCUUAAGUUCCUGUUUAUCUACUGCCUGGUGCUCCUGGCCUUCGCUAACGGGCUCAACCAGCUCUACUUCUACUACGAGACAGACGAGGGACUGAAGGGAUGCAAGGGCAUCCGCUGCGAAACACAGAACAACGCUUUCUCAACGUUGUUUGAGACACUCCAGUCUUUGUUCUGGUCUGUCUUUGGGUUGAUCAGUUUGUAUGUGACCAACGUGGAGGCAAACCACCAGUUCACAGAGUUUGUAGGGGCCACCAUGUUCGGAACCUAUAAUGUCAUCUCUCUGGUGGUUCUACUCAACAUGCUGAUCGCCAUGAUGAACAACUCAUACCAACACAUCGCUGAUCAUGCAGACAUUGAGUGGAAGUUUGCAAGAACCAAGUUGUGGAUGAGUUACUUUGAAGAGGGAGGGACUCUGCCUUCUCCAUUCAACAUCAUCCCGAGCCCCAAGUCAAUCUGGUACUUCAUCUGCUGGAUCAGGAAACACAUCUUCAAGAUCACCAGGGCCAAGAAAACAGAAACAUUUGGAACCAUAGGGAGACGGGCUGCUAUAAAUGUAAGAAUAAACCACCAGUAUCAGGAGGUUUUGAGGAACCUGGUGAAGAGAUAUGUAGCAGCCAUGAUCAGAGAUGCCAAGACAGAGGAAGGACUGACUGAGGAGAACUUUAAGGAGCUGAAGCAGGACAUCUCCAGCUUUAGGUAUGAGGUCCUGGGGAUGAUGAAGGGGAAGGUGGGGCCUGGGGGUGGGGGCGUGGCUAUAGCAGGAAGUAAACCCAGUGAAGUGGCAGGUGCCUCCAGUCUGGUCUACCCUGACCACUCCUUCAAGUACUCCCCCAAGUUCCCCCCGGCCACGCUUAAGACCAACAUGUUUCACGUCACCACAUCCAUGCUCCAGCAGAGGGCAGCCCCCUCCUCCACCUCCUCAUCCACAUCCCCUUCCACCUCUCAGGGCUUGAACCGACUGGUCAACGGCUCUGUGGUACCCUCUUUGACCUCCACUGACACCUCCUCCAUCCCCACCUCCUCCACUUCCGUCUCCUCUCCCUCCUCCACUCCCUCCAUCAAAGACGGACUGGCCAGGAAAGACAUCUGUGACUUUGGGCUCUACUCUGUGUCUGAGGAGAUGGGGGAGGCGGACCUGGAGGAGCUGGACUGUGAUGGAGAGAAGGAGGAGCAGGGUGGAGCGAGGGAGAGGACGUGUACAGAGAAGGAAGAAAACGAAGAGAGGGGAGAGUGAAGAGAGAAGGGUUCAUGUUAGAACAGACUGUUGAGGAUGAGACUGCUACGUAGAAGGACUAUAGAGUGAAUACUGUUCAAAAGACCACAAGCCAUUUGAAUGUAUCAUUAUGAUACGUCUUCAUGGAGACCUGUGUAGUGACUUGUCUUGCGACUCCAGAACCAAUUCAGCUCUCAGACUAAUAUAUUCUGGUCUAGAACGUAUAAGCCGGAGACCUGGAGACUAGAAGUCUGUUUCUUGGUUUGUGUACCAAAUAUCGCUCUAUUCUCUAUAUAGUGUACUACAUUUUACCGGGGGACAAGGCUCUGGAACCAGGGGACAUAGGGUUCUGGAACCAGAGGACAUAGGGUUCUGGAACCAGGGGACAUAGGGUUCUGGAACUAGGGGACAUAGGGUUCUGGAACCAGGGGACAUAGGGUUCUGGAACUAGGGGACAUAGGGUUCUGGAACUAGGGGACAUAGGGUUCUAGAACCAGGGGACAUAGGGUUCUGGAACCAGGGGACAUAGGGUUCUGGAACCAGGGGACAUAGGGUUCUAGAACCAGGGGACAUAGGGUUCUGGAACCAGGGGACAUAGGGUUCUGGAACCAGGGGACAUAGGGUUCUAGAACCAGGGGACAUAGGGUUCUGGAACCAGAGGACAUAGGGUUCUGGAACCAGAGGUCAUAGGGUUCUGGAACCAGAGGACAUAGGGUUCUGGAACCAGGGGACAUAGGGUUCUGGAACCAGAGGACAUAGGGUUCUGGAACCAGGGGACAUAGGGUUCUGGAAGCAGAGGACAUAGGGCUCUGGAACCAGGGGACAUAGGGCUCUGGAACCAGGGGACAUAGGGUUCUGGAACCAGAGGACAUAGGGUUCUGGAAGCAGAGGACAUAGUGCUCUGGAAGCAGAGGACAUAGGGUUCUGGAACCAGAGGACAUAGGGUUCUGGAAGCAGAGGACAUAGUGCUCUGGAACCAGAGGACAUAGGGUUCUGGAACCAGAGGACAUAGGGUUCUGGAACCAGAGGACAUAGGGUUCUGGAACCAGAGGACAUAGGGUGUCAUAUGGAACAAGCAUAUAAGACGUCAUUCUCCGACCAGGAUUUCUGGAAAACCUGGGAAUUUGGGGAAAGGUACCUGAGUUUUGUAACCCUAGACGUGAUAGAACUAUCAGUAUUUUAUUAACAAGCCCUGUCUCUGCUGCUUCCUCCAGUCAGCCCCCUGCUAUUUCACAGUGAUCCCUUGUCAUAAGGCAUAAUGGAAAACACUAAUGAUUCUUACAGGUAGAUCUGUACAAUGUCACACCUUAGCGAAUUAUUCAAAACUAGUUUGAACACUAUUUCCUAUAUAGUGCACUACUUUUGACUUUUGACCAAAUUCAUUUAUUGUGUUGGAGGUUUCAUGAUGCUUGUAUCUAAAUGAAAGUAGAUAAUUGUAAGAUUGUUCUAUACAUCAUUUGAAGUUAAGUGUAGCUGUGUGGGCUAAUAAUCCAAAUGUUUGCCUUGGGGUAAUUUGAGCCAAUUACCACAGGGUAUAUUGAGCCAAUGACCACAGGGUAAUUUGAGCCAAUGACCAUGGGGUAUGUUGAGCCAAUGACCAUGGGGUAUGUUGAGCCAAUGACCACAGGGUAUGUUGAGCCAAUGACCAUGGGGUAUGUUGAGCCAAUGACCACAGGGUAUGUUGAGCCAAUUACCACAGGGUAUGUUGAGCCAAUGACCACGGGGUAUGUAGAGCCAAUGACCAUGGGGUAUGUUGAGCCAAUGACCAUGGGGUAUGUUGAGCCAAUGACCACGGGGUAUGUUGAGCCAAUGACCACGGGGUAUGUUGAGCCAAUGACCAAGGGGUAUGUUGAGCCAAUGACCACGGGGUAUGUUGAGCCAAUGACCAUGGGGUAUGUUGAGCAAAUUGAAAUGUUUUCUUCCCAUGCGUAAUCCAAGGCAUUAUCGCUGGGUUAGGAGGUAACAACAGGGACUGUCCUAUUUUAAAAGUAUUUUAAAAAGUACAGUGUUUAUUAGGUGUUAAGCCGGUGUUAAAAUAUGUUUAAAAUUAUUUAAAGACAAAAAGUGAUUGUAAUUGUGUUAAAGAUAGACAUUGUUUAAAAAGGUAGUGGUAAUAUUUAAUUCAGUACAGACAUUUGAAGGCGGCUUAACUUACCCUGUCCCACAGUUCAUAUCACCCUAUACCCGGUGUGUUGUGCCAAGAGACUACUUUUUUUGGACAAGCUAUGUUUUCAGAACUGUAAUGUUUACAUGAAUUCGGAUUAUUUCCAUGGAUACACAACAUCUUGAAAUAUAUGUAGAUAUCUUUGUUAGAAAUAAUACUAUAUUUCCCUUUACUGAGUGAUACAGAAUGGAAAAACUGUCUUAACUUACCCAACUCUCCCCUACAACUGAAUGUUGACAUAGCUUAGCUUGUGAAAUACCAUUCAUUAGCUUUUUUGUGAGGAAUUCCCCACGUUCUUACCAUAUGAUGCUAUACUCAGUACUGACAGUAACACUGCACACUAACUCAGCUCCCAGCAUCCCAUUUUAACCUUAAAGGGGCAAUCCGAGAGUGGUACAGCCAUUUGUGCAUAUUCUGGGGGGCUUUUUACAGCUCCGUUUAUUUGAGUGUUUUCUUCUUUAGGCCCAUCCCUCAGCCAUUUACCAAAACAAGUGGUGGAGUUACCACUUUGUUGUUAUCAUGUCAGGAUGUGAGGCAGAUGGUUCAAGUCUCAGAGAUUUAUUGACUAUAGAAGGGCAGGCAAAAGGCAGGUCGAGGACAGGGAGGGGUUCGUUAUCCUGUAAUAGUUGGCAGAUGUAGAUGGUAGGCAGGCUCAGGGUCAAGACAGGCAAAACAGGUCGUAACCGGGGAGACUGGAACAAAAACAAGAAAGAGGAACGGGACAAGGCAAACUGGCAACAGUCAAAACAGAAAGCACAGGUAUAAAUUCACAGGGGAUGUAUGGGAGACACCUGGUGGGAGACACAAGACAAGGUGAAACAGAUCAGGGUGUGACAGUUGUUUUUCGAAUCCUAGAUUUGCCCUUCAAGGUAAGAUAUUGGGACUCAGCAUCCCAUUGUUAACCUCUAAGACAUACUCCUGCAUUCACAUGUGAAGUAUUGCAUUGUAUUCUGCUAUUCUAAAUAUGCAAAUUGAUUAGAUAUGUACACUUUCUGAGGGAGUGCUAAUGUUGUGUUUUAUUUCUGGCAUUCAUUCAGGCUCCAGAGGGCUAUACAACAUGAAUCAAUAAACAUAAUAUGUUUUUAACAUAGAUGAUUUGAAGUCAGUAUCACCAUCCUUUAAACAGACAGUGAGCGUUUUCUCACAUAUAUCACCAUAUAUCACACGUUCCUCAUUCAUCUUUUUGCACUUCAAUGGAUAUUCUCAGCUUCACACCUACAGAUCUGCUGGAGUGUCUCAUCUACUCAUUAGAUCUCUGUCUCCAUGGUAACAUGAAUUGGAAGAAUCCUUUUCUAAUAUGAAGGUACUACACUGCUACUUCAGACUGGUUAAGGUCACACAGAGGAACAUUCGCUUGGCUGAGAAACCUGUUGAAAGUCGUAAACUAAGCAAAUCCCGAUCCUCUUACAUAUAUUUCUUUAAUCGUUUUUAUGGUAGGACAGAUAGGAAUAGUUUGUGAGACAGACAUUAAGGAUUUAAGGGCACAGACAGACGGCUGAGCAGAACUAGUGCACUUUAUAGGGUACCAUUUCAGAGUCAGACAUAGCCCAUGUGUCUGCUACUCCUCUCCCGAGUCACUCAGUGUUCCAGCAGUCUGCUGGCCUUUACAGGGAAAAGUCACACUGCAUGUGUUAAAUGAGUUAACCAGCCUGGGUGUUAAAAUACUGUCAUUACUCUCUCAUCUAACAGGGACAUGCUGCUCCGGGAGAUUUCCUGGUUCCUCUGGCUAAUGGAAAUACUUAAUUAUGGAUUGCAGAGUGAAUUGAUUGUAGAUUGUUUAAUAGGAUUAGAAACUGUAACAAAUUACCAUAGAUGUUGUGGGACCCUGAGCCUGACUGCCAGUCUGUAGUGCUCUCAUGCAAAAGAAAAUUCACUCAUUGUCAUGCUUGGCUUGACAAUGACAACGAUUGGAGUUGGGAAACUUUGGCUUUGGACUAUGGGCUGAAAAGAACUUCCUGCAUUCUCCAGCAUGUGUCAUAAGCUGUAAGGGUUAGGGUUCAGGGGACAUGUACUGUGUAGUUUCUGGUGUUUGUGCAGAAUCUAGUGAACAGUAGGAGUGUUCUGUUCCUCUAACCGGAGAGAGAAGCACACUGCCCUCCCUGACGGUAGGGUUAUCUCUAUGAUCCUGCCGACCUCACAUAGCGCAUGUGGAGCAGCAAAACAGCGAUUGACUUGUUAGUUGGUUUGUGUGGUGCAGACACAUCUCUUCAAAUAGCUCAGAGAAGCAAUUUGAUUUGAUUGCUCCAUUUCCAAAGGUACAGUAAAGUUGCACAGCUCACACACUUGAAAAAUGACAUUUCAAACACAUGCGAACAAUCAACAGAUCAUAGAAAUAUAUUAUCUUAUUCCCUUCUGUUAGAAGUUAGAUGAUAACUGACCCUUAUCACCCACACACACUGGUAUGAUUGUCUAGAGGGUUUUCUUCCUCAAAAACAUUUUAGAAUGGUGUUGUGUUUUUCUGUUUUUUUUUAUGCCCAUAACACAUCACUGGGAUUUUCUCCAAUUUGCCUCCCACAACAAUUGAGUUAGUUAAUUAUGAAUUCUAUUUUUUAAAGGCUCUAUGGACAUAUGAAACAUUUGUGGCAUUGUUUGUUCCUCUGACGUGUGGGCCUAGAGGCUGAGCGAGGCUUCAUUCCCUAACAUCUUUAGUGUAUUAAAGAGUUCAUCUGGCUCUGGUAUUUACAGCCACACUCUGAACCCUCUCCCCUCCCCUCCCCUCCUCUCCUCUCCUCUCCUCUCCUCUCCUCUCCUCUCCUCUCCUCUCCUCUCCUCUCCUCUCCUCUCCUCUCCUCUCCUCUCCUCUCCUCUCCUCUCCUCUCCUCUCCUCUCCUCUCCUCUCCUCUCCUCUCCGCUCCUCUCCGCUCCUCUCCAAUAGUCAUAGAUUCCUCUAUGUCACACUCCCCUCAGUCCACUAGGUGGGGCUAAACACAAACUGUUACUUGUGACAUAUUACUUCUCACUCCUACCUCUUGUGUUAGUUUUGUUUAUGUGGUUUAAUAAUUAGGAGUUGAUACACAGAUUAGUGACUGGCAUUGCAGGACUCAGCUUCUGUAAGUCCAUCUGGAGUGUGUUUGUGGCUUUCUAAAUCUGGAGGCCAGCUUUGUUCUGAAUAAAAUGACUUACAGCCUCCAGUGGUGCCUGCCUGUUCACAGAGGUGACUAAUAGUGCAAUAUGGUACCAUGUCUGUCUGGACCUUGUCUGUCUAGAACAAGAUAACUCUCUGUCUAGCUACUUGUUUUCAGAAAGGAACGGUGGAUGUAUGUUCUGUCUUCUACAUUGCCAGUGUGGUUUCUACAGGUGUAUUCUAUGGCAUAAAUAAAUACCAUUGUGAUUUUUUUGUGUGGUUUUUCCUUAAAUUUAAACGGAAUCUCAACAGAAUCUGAAGUAUAAAAUCUGUGUGGGAGCAAAUUAUAUCAGUAUCAAAAUGAUUACUAAAUCAAAAAUCUCAAUGAUGACAAUACCUUCCAUUAAUCUUACAACUAUUUCCCCGUAUAGUAGC